Molecule: messenger RNA, 2004 nt
Organism: Liolophura sinensis
Lineage: Eukaryota; Metazoa; Mollusca; Polyplacophora; Chitonida; Chitonidae
Product: putative mediator of RNA polymerase II transcription subunit 29
Exons: 5
Coding region: 1147-2004 (285 amino acids)
Source: RefSeq, a predicted model, not a curated record
UCAUAACCUAUUUAAACACGUGAACACGAAAUGUCACAGUCAUACAUUUAGUACCAAUGUGUGGUAGCAAGAGUUAUCUGCCCUGAACGCACACAACAACUGCUUUAAUGACCGGUAAUCAUGUAACACAAUUAAACUGCCAAUUAACGUUACAUCUGUGAUAUUGCUCAUGCAGAAAGAUAUUCUGAUUACUCAUGAUUUAUAUGAAAGUGACAAAAGAGGUGGGUGAGAUAAAUACAGAAAUGUUUACAAUCGGACAGUCAGCGUGACAAAUUUACGCUGGCAGCAUGGAUGGCGCUCUAUGGCACACUUUUAGAGCUACCCUUAGACCUUCGUAUCCUACCGUUGAUCUGUCCAAUUAAAAUUUCACACCCACUUACAAAACAAUAAGAGAACAUUAAAUUAGAAAGAAAAAAGUACUUCCGCUACACUUUAACAACUUCGAUAUGAAACACAGGUUACCACGAACUGUGGGGACUACGAAACCACAGGCCUAUAUGAGACUCAAUAAAGGGAUUCCCAUAAUCGUAUAACGGAGAUUCCUAUAUAAACACUCCUGUUGUGAUAACAUACAUUUUUCACAGUACAUUCUUUAAAAGAAACGCCUAUUUUUCCUGGUCCACAGUUUUGAGUGUGGCCUCCUGUGGUACGGUUCGUACCACGAACGUUACAGUCUGGGAAGGAGAUCAGGCCGUGCUACCAUGUUUGGUCCAGAGGAACCACUCGGAUAUCGAAUGGUGCAAGCAAACCGUUCACUCCUGUCAGCUGGUUUUCGCCAGUCUUGGAGACAGCGAUGCCAUAGUUAAGAAACCAUGGACUAGCGAGGACGUGGAAUUGGUAUCAAAUUCGUCUUUACUGAUCAAUUCGACGUCAUUUAGUAGAGACGAUGGAAUUUUCCUGUGCGAAAAGAAGCUCUGGAGCAGCGGUGUCUACCUGUCUGUGUUACAGCCACCAAAGCAUGUGAAUCUGACUGGCCCGGUAAAUUCUGUUAGCGCCAACAGCCCUGUGACGUAUACAUGUCGUGUGUACGAAGGAAACCCCGCCCCAAUCCUAAGGUGGUAUCUGGGUCACUCCACAAAGCCACUGACGUCACAGAUAGGGAGAUCAGACGGGAGCAGUGACGUCAGACUGACUGUGCAGAAAGAGAUGAACGGGAAAAGCCUCAAAUGUGAAGCGUCAGUGUAUGACCGUGUUGUCUCGGAGGAAAAGAUUCUUGAUAUAAGAUAUAAACCUGUCGUUAAGGUUCAGAAGCGACCAGUCCAGAAUUCUGCAGUUGGAGAAAUAUUUCUGGUGUGUAUAGCCGAUGGAAACCCUCCGCCAAAAAUGAAGUGGGUGUUUGAAGGUACAACCAUAGCUGACAACAACAACAGCAACAGGAACAAAAAGGGCAACAACAACAACAACAUGAACAACAGCGACAACAACAACAACAUGAACAACGACGACAACAACAACAUGAACAACAACGACAACUAUAACAGCCAUAACCAGAGCAGCAACAAUGAGAGCAUCAAUAGUAGUGGUGGCAAUCAUCGUAGUCAAGAAGAUGUAUUCGCAGAAAUGAGUACUGGUGCCAGCGACAAAACUACCUUAGCUGAUGUUAGUCUGAUAAGUGAUGAUGACAUCGAUAACAACAAUAACGGCAAUGACGGAAACAACGACAAUCAACCAUCUGGAAGGGAUGAUAUCGGUUCUGUCCUUAUCCACAAAGUCACCAGACUCGAUGGUGUAGAUGUUAGAAUCUAUACGUGCACUGCAGAGAAUUCUGAAGGUGCUGCAUCAGGUCUCCUGACUAUUAACUUUAUGCGAGGACUCUCGGACCAAAACAACGCCAUACACCCCACGUUGACCAGCGUACUGCCAGCUGGAGCCGGCUUUACCCUGAUCCUGGUAGUCGUUGUUGUUAUACUGAAAUGUCGAUGUAGUAGAAGGGGUGUUGUUCACCAACUCGCUUCAGCCGAGCAAACUGGACUUGGCGUAAAUGAUGACGGUAAGUCCUAUUGA